CCAGGUUUUGCAAACUUUCGAGUUAGUUUCAGUCGGUGGCUGUAGUUGGCGUCUCCGCUCCCGGGACUUUGGAAACUUGAGCUGCAAGUUGAAGGAACCAGAGGCCGGGUCCUCCCCUCUGGACCGGGAGUGCCCCGGAGGGUUCGCUACCGCGACGCGGAGCGUUGUAGGAGCCUCUGCACGUCCUGUCUGUUUUUGCAAUCUGUCUCUCUCGCCUUUUUAUUUCAGCGCCAGUGAAAGGCCGUUCCACCCCGCGAGGGAACCAGAGUCGUUGACCAUGGUUGCGACUGGCAGUUUGAGCAGCAAGAACCCGGCCAGCAUUUCAGAGUUGCUGGACCGUGGCUAUCACCCAGGGAGCCUGCUAAGUGAUUUGGACUACUGGGAUUAUGUUGUUCCUGAACCCAACCUCAAAGAAGUAAUAUUUGAGGAGACAACUUGCCAAAAUUUGGUUAAAAUGCUGGAGAACUGUCUAUCCAAAUCAAAGCAAACCAAACUUGGUUGUUCAAAGGUCCUCGUCCCUGAGAAACUAACCCAGAGAAUUGCUCAGGAUGUCCUGCGGCUUUCCUCCACGGAACCCUGCGGCCUACGAGGCUGUGUUCUGAACGUGAACUUGGAAACUGAAAAUGUAUGUAGAAAGCUGGAUAGGAUUGUGUGUGAUUCUAGCGUGGUACCUACUUUUGAGCUUACGCUUGUGUUUAAGCAGGAGAACUGCACAUGGACAAGCUUCAGGGACUUUUUCUUUAGUAGAGGUCACCUCUCAUCUGGCCUCAGGAGAACUCUGAUCCUCAGCUCAGGAUUUCGACUUAUUAAGAAAAAACUUUACUCACUGAUUGGAACAACAGUUAUUGAAGAGUGCUAAGAAGGAAGAAAAUUUUAAAGGUUCUUUCAUGAUUGGUUAAUAAAACUAUGCAGCUUCUCAGAUAAAGUCAUGUGUAGUUUUUCCUGCCUGUUCUUGAUAGAAACCCUAAGUGUAGACCAUCUUCUCUCCUUUUUUUCUUAGCAAAUGCAGCUAAAAGGCUGAUUUUGUGGCCCUUGAAGAAAUGAUUCGAGAGAGUGUACAUUUUCUGCAUAUGUCACAUCUUUUACAGAAU
This is a messenger RNA of Carlito syrichta (Philippine tarsier), 1091 nucleotides long. RefSeq names its product DNA damage inducible transcript 4 like (gene DDIT4L). Gene Ontology annotation, biological process: negative regulation of signal transduction. Gene Ontology annotation, cellular component: cytoplasm. The transcript has 2 exons. Lineage: Eukaryota; Metazoa; Chordata; Mammalia; Primates; Tarsiidae. Bases 278 to 859 code for a protein of 193 amino acids. The record is from RefSeq and is a predicted model, not a curated record.